This is a messenger RNA of Gasterosteus aculeatus aculeatus (three-spined stickleback), 2582 nucleotides long. RefSeq names its product N-glycanase 1 (gene ngly1). Gene Ontology annotation, cellular component: cytoplasm; cytosol; nucleus. The record is from RefSeq and is a predicted model, not a curated record. Gene Ontology annotation, biological process: protein deglycosylation; glycoprotein catabolic process. Gene Ontology annotation, molecular function: peptide-N4-(N-acetyl-beta-glucosaminyl)asparagine amidase activity. NCBI's taxonomy places the organism in Eukaryota, Metazoa, Chordata, Actinopteri, Perciformes, Gasterosteidae.
GGUCACCUAAAAACAGACCCGAAAACACCCACUAGCUAAAAUUGCAACUUUAGCUUCAGCGCUAGUGAAAGACUUGAACCAGUUUGUUCAGGAAAUACCACCAUGGUUUUGUCACCAGCAGUGACGACGCUGUGUGAGAAUUCAAAUGAAGUCUUUCUAGACGUUGCGAAGUUGUUGCUUACAUAUGCUGAUAACAUUUUACGGUCUCCCAAUGAGGAAAAGUACAGGUCGAUCCGCAUAGGCAAUCCCACAUUCUCCACCAAGCUGCUGCCCGUCAAAGGUGCUGUGGAAUGUCUUUUUGAGAUGGGAUUUGAGGAGGCUGAAACCCACCUGGUGUUCCCCAAGUCUGCAUCGGUAGAACAGCUGAAGCUCAUCAGGGACUCCGUGGCAGCAGAGCGGGAUCAGAGACUGUGUGGGGGACAGCCCGUCCAACCUAUCGCUCAGGCCGUUGCACCCUUGGCCUCGACCUCGGUCUCGACCCCGUCCCCGGCGCCAGAGAGCUCUGCUGCUGCCUCCAGCCAGCCAGUUACACCACCUCCAUCAGAGCCUUCAUCUUUGGAGAACAGUAUGAGUUUUUUCCUGUCCCUCCAGUCAAACUUCCAACAUGUGAUGAUUUAUGAAAACCCUGAGCUGCAGCAGAAAGCCAGGAGCCACAUCCCUCACCAGCAGCUGUGCUCUGCUGCUGAACAGAAGCUGACGGAGGCAAAGGAGGUUGAUCCAGAAUGUAAACUUGGAAUGGAAGACUUCCUGGUGCUGGAGCUGCUCAGAUGGUUCAAGCAGGACUUCUUCUCCUGGGUGGACUGUCUGCCCUGCAGCCAAUGCAAAGGCCCGACCGUGAACUCCAGGUCCCUUAGUCCCACCCCCGAUGACAUCCGCUGGGGAGCCCAGCGAGUAGAGAACCACUACUGUGAGAGCUGCCAGCUCUCCACCAGAUUCCCCAGAUACAACAAUCCCGAGAAGCUUCUUGAAACCAGGAGGGGGCGCUGUGGGGAGUGGGCUAACUGCAUGACGCUGUGCUGCAGAGCCCUCGGCCUGGAGGCCAGAUACAUCUGGGACAGCACUGACCACGUGUGGACCGAGGUCUACUCGGUGUCUCAGCGCCGCUGGCUGCACUGUGACUCCUGUGAGAACGGCUGUGACAAACCUCUUCUGUAUGAGGUCGGCUGGGGGAAGAAACUGGCCUACAUUCUGGCUUUCUCAAAGGACGAGGUGGUCGACGUGACGUGGAGGUAUUCCUGCAAGCACCCAGAGGUUCUGACGAGAAGGACCAGAGUUCAGGAGGCCUGGCUGCUGCACACCAUUGCCGGACUUAAUGCCUCGAGGCAGCAGUCCCUGAGUCCAGAAAGGAAGAAGGAGCUGACGGAGAGGCUGCUCGUCGAGCUGGUGGAGUUCAUCUCCCCCAAGAAACCAAAGCCAGGAGAGCUGGGCGGACGCAACUCGGGCUCUCUGGCCUGGCGGGUGGCCCGGGGGGAGACCAGGAAGGCGGAUGCAGGCACCUCCACACAGGCUACAGGUUACGUGUUCACUCCCACUGAGAAGGAGAAGAGUGACCGGUUGCUGCACGUGCGCUACAGCGCCACCAAAGACCAGUACUGUCGAGUGUCCAACAACCGCGAGGUCACCCAGAGCUGGGAUCAGUGCGUGUGGAGCAAGGAGUCGGUCUUCAGGAAGGUGGAGAACGACUGGCAGAUGGUGUACAUCGCUCGAACAGAAGGCUCCUCUGUGGGAAAAGUUAGCUGGAAGUUUGACUUUUCCCCGGCUGGACUGAAGAUAAAGUCUGUCUCGAUCACGGCCAGCAGCCAGACCUUCCACUCCGGGGAAGUCUGCUGGCACUUGCAGGCAGGCCAGAGCACCACGGAGUUCCCCGGAGAUGGGAAGACACAGUCAUUCCAGAGCCUCUCCGGCUCCUCAGAGUUCAUUGUUGCGGCGAGACUCGGCGGUGGAGAGGGGGAGACGUCAUGGCAGCACUCCCAGCUCUUCAGACGCAGCUUGAAGGAGGACGAGGAGGAGGAGUGCUCAUUUGAAAUCCUCGUCCAUUUGGAAGACGCUUAACGGUUUUUGUUUGUUUGUUUUUUUCAGCGUUGGCGAGCUCAUCACUAAAUUACUGGAUGACAGUUUUGUAUGAUGACAAAUCAGUGCAAUAUUUAAAUGUGUCAGACCUCUAGGAUGAUUGAUUGAAUAUGCAUGGUCUAAUAGACAUUCAUUCGGUACCCACCAUAGCGUACAAAUGUUGUCUUAAUAUUUUAAACAUUAAUUUGAGUGACAGCCAAAUAUCCUUAAAAGACAUGCAGUGUAAAAUAUACGUUUAAAGGUUUUUUUAAAAAGCCACGGUUCUGGUUCUUUUCUUGUAACAUUCGUCUCCACUGUGUCUAUAGUUUGUGAUGCAUGGAGACACAGUUGAUGCAGGUUGAACAGUUCUCCUGUGUGUGUUAUCUCAUUUAGUACGUUUGUCAUUUAAUAUUUGCCCAUUGAAUCUUUACACCGUCCCAUGCCUGAAGUGUAGUAAGUGCAGGGGAAAGGGCUUGAAUGUUAGGAAAUAUAUAGAAGUGCAAGCAUAAUAAAGAUAUUUUUUCAGUCUGGUA